Eurytemora carolleeae is the source of this 408-nucleotide messenger RNA. Its product is annotated as transmembrane protein 53. Lineage: Eukaryota; Metazoa; Arthropoda; Copepoda; Calanoida; Temoridae. The record is from RefSeq and is a predicted model, not a curated record. Bases 104 to 391 code for a protein of 95 amino acids. The transcript is spliced from 5 exons.
AGAGCGCGGCACUCAUGCAAAUCAAAAUUUUCCACAAAGUUUUAUUUCCUCACAUUCAAUUUUCAAUUUCUUUAAUAUAAAACUUACUUUCCAGAUUUUAACAAUGCUUGAAUUUAGUAGACGGCUUUUAAGUUCAUUGCAGCAUAAACGGUGUUUUUCCAAUCACAGGGUAGUUGGCACGUUUGGCGAUGUUACAGAGGUAACAAAAGAAGAUCGACAAUUUAAAACAACAGAACCUCAAAAUUCAACGAGCAAAGAAAAACCACUAGUAAUAUUGUUUGGAUGGGCGGGAGCCAAUCCCAAGAAUUUGUCUAAGUAUGGUCAACUUUACUCCCACCUUGGUUGUCCAACUAUUGAGUUUAUCCUUCCAACUAGAUUUAUAUUUAGGUAAUUUACAGGGGUAUAUAU